Messenger RNA from Lepus europaeus (European hare), 2956 nucleotides. RefSeq names its product fibroblast growth factor 1 (gene FGF1). Gene Ontology annotation, cellular component: cytoplasm. The record is from RefSeq and is a predicted model, not a curated record. The transcript is spliced from 5 exons. Gene Ontology annotation, molecular function: fibroblast growth factor receptor binding; growth factor activity. Lineage: Eukaryota; Metazoa; Chordata; Mammalia; Lagomorpha; Leporidae. The coding region runs from base 565 to 1032 and encodes 155 amino acids. Gene Ontology annotation, biological process: cell differentiation; fibroblast growth factor receptor signaling pathway; animal organ morphogenesis.
CGUCGGCCACAUGUGCAGCAGCCUAAGAGGGAGGCCUCACGACCCACCUGGCUGCCUCCUUGCCCACGCUCCCUGAGGCCGGGUCAACCUGCCAUCGGGCUGAGUGUGCAGGGUGGUUUUGCUCAGCCCUUCCCGGGAGCGCCCCUGAGCUCCGUUCACACCAGAAUGGGAGCAGGGGAGAGAGCGCAAGUGGAUCCAGCAGCUCCUCUCCAGGCGGAUCACGGCAUCACCUCCUUUUCCUGAAGCACGCUCCCUGCUGAUGGCGCACGGCAACCCCCUCUCCUGCAGCUCUAGGUUACUGUGAGCACGGCUGCGGCGCCACCACCCCAGAAAGAGAGCCCCCCGCAGCCAAGGCAAAGAGAGCCGCAGUACCCAGAGGAGCAGGGAGUGGCCGGCCUGCAGGGGAAGCAGCCGCAACGCAGCAGCACAGCAGGGACAGCGACAGCCAGCCUCAGAGCACAGGACACCGCGUGGCAUCUGUUUCUCCUGGGGUGACCCAAGAGAGUGUUCGGAGAGCCACAGCCUCUAGCCAACACCGGCUUCCGUGCCGAGCGCCCCGCCGCCAUGGCUGAGGGGGAGGUCACCACCUUCACAGCACUGACCGAGAAGUUCAACCUGCCUGCAGGGAACUACAAGUUGCCCAAACUCCUCUACUGCAGCAACGGGGGCCACUUCCUGAGGAUCCUGCCGGACGGCACUGUGGACGGCACAAGGGACAGGAGCGACCAGCACAUUCAGCUUCAGCUGAGUGCGGAAAGCGUGGGGGAGGUGUAUAUAAAGAGUACGGAGACCGGCCAGUACUUGGCCAUGGACACCGACGGCCUUUUAUACGGCUCGCAAACACCCAGUGAGGAGUGUUUGUUCCUGGAACGGCUGGAGGAGAACCACUACAACACCUACACGUCCAAGAAGCACGCCGAGAAGAACUGGUUCGUGGGGCUGAAGAAAAACGGGAGCUGCAAGCGCGGUCCUCGGACUCACUACGGCCAGAAAGCCAUCUUGUUCCUCCCCCUGCCGGUCUCCUCCGACUAAAGACCUCUGUCCCGGGUGCUGCCCACUCCAGAGGAGCCUCGCGGGGUCCUCAUCUGGUUGACCCCAAAAUGUUCCCUUGACCUUUGGCUGCACUGACCCCAGCCCACAGAGCCCGAGUUUGUAAGCAACGCGCUUCUACGUGCCUGGUCCCCUUCUCGGCAGAGCCCUUUCCCCCAGCACAGUUUGGAACAGAGGGAUCGAAUAGCUUCUAGGGGGCCAAGUGGCCGGCCAGUCUGGGUUUGAGUUGGGAUGGGCAGCUGGGUGCCCUGGGCACCUGCUGUGGGCAGAGGUGGGGCCAAGUGAAGGGGGUUAAGGUGCCCGCCAACUGGGUUAUUACUAACACCUACCAUUUCCCUCUGAUAAGCCAGCCCUGUGAGGCUCCCACACAUCUGGCAUGACCCCCAACAUCUGGCAUGACUCCCUUUCAUCUUGCAGUACCCCAAUAAUAUGAGCAGAGGAACUGAAGCCAGGUCAGAGAGAAGCAGUGUUCCACGAGUACACACAAGAACAGGGGGACUGGCACUGGAAGGGGGACAGUGCACCUUGGUGGGCAACUGAGAAAGAUGGGACGUGGAGUAAAUGACAGAGGGGAGGCUUGGCCACCAGCAGGCAGGACAAAUCCCUGGCCUUGAUCUUCCCACGGUCAUUCAGCAGCGGGAAGCCCCGAGAUGAUGUCAGGUGGAGAUUAGGACAGAUUGUUCCGGAUAAAAGCAAGGACAUCAGAUGUUGGGAAACUCAGCCAGUCUGGGAGCACAUGUGGGAGUGAUGAGAAAGAAGGGAAAUGCCGGCUGAGGGGAUGCUGCCUCUAAAGAGGACGGCUCUGCAAGGGAGGAAAAGGACAGAGAGGCCAUGGGUUGUGCUCAGCCAGCAGGAAGCAGAGGCUCUGGGGUCCUGGUGCACGGCUGCUCCAGCACCCAGGAGCUGUCUCCUCCUUGGGAGCCCUGGCGGCGUGCAGAUGCUGACUCAGUGGGGCUGGGUAGGGUUGCUACGUUUCCACUGGGCUCCCAUGCUGGGGCUGCAGCCACCUCCCCCAACACACAUCAAGGAGCAGGGGUUGAAAGAGUGGUAUUCCGAGAUGGCUCAAACCCCUGAUCCUCUCCUCGCCCUUAAAAUCACCCUCCUGACCACGAGUCUCUCUGGGCAGGCAGGAGGCACGGACGGAAGACGUAGAUGUGCUAGGUUCGGUUUUAAGGCGCUCUGGCCCAGGGCCUGUGAAAUGCCCAUUCAGGAGACAUACAAAAGCAUGCUUCAAAAAUGGUAAACCCUCACAAACAGCUUUCCCCAAGAGCCCAUUUGUGUUACCAUUACUUGUAUAAAUACGCUUCCUGCUUAAGGUAAACUUGACCCAAGUGGCUAGCAAAUUAGAAACACCAUUCAUCUCUGACAUACGAUACUGAGGCCAUGGAAAGGCCUUUAAUAAGCCAUUUACAUUUACUGUGAGGCUCUGUUUUAAUCACAUUUUAAAAUAUAUAGCUUGAAGGCAGUUACACUGAUGAGCGUUCAGCCGCUGAGAAUGAUGAUAAUAGGAUAUGAAGUAUAAGCUACUCAGUUACCUAAUGCUUAGACUACAUUGACCUAUAAAAUGAGAUUUUUCUGCUUUGCACAGUCUAUCACAAGGUUUCCUUUGGAAAUGGGUUCUCUUCAGCAAUGAUAUGAUAGUGGUGAAUGAAAGCUGAUGAGAACGUUAGCUCAUGUUGUACAAGGACCUGAAGCAUUACAAACUGGAAAAGAAUUCCUUAGUGACUAAACUGUCCCUUUGCAAAUGGAAGGAAAAAGUGACACCAAGUAAGGGGACAGCGUGCUCAAAGGCAGCGAUCUGCUUAGACAGCAAAAUACUCUCAGAACCUUUUGUUUCUGGAACUUGGAAGAGAGGAUUCAAUCUUGUUUUAGCAAAUCUUUGCAGGCAGGUUACAGAUCAUGCAGU